UGAGUCACGAGGUAACAGACGCAGCAAUGGCAUGGGCCAGGCCGCCCAAUCACGGAGCUUUUCGGCUGGUAAUUUUGCUGUAUUUCCUGGUAACUUUGGUAUCGCGGAACAGAUCGCAAGGCCUGUUGAAAGGAAGAAAAAAUAAAAUAAAAAAUACAUUUUAACCUCCGCCGCAAGCGACUUGAUAUCUCACAUCUUCUCGCCCUUUUUUUUUCUCUUCUUCUCUCUUCCCUCAAUCAUCACUCUUGACUCCCAAUUUCACGUCUCUCAAUUUCACAUCUCCCCUCUAUAUUAUUUGCGAGAGGGAGGGCCUGCCAUAUGCUGCCCCCAAAGGAUCCCCUUAUCCAAUAUAUAUAUCAUCACACCCUUCGUCAUCAGUUUUGCAGAUACAUCUCCCAACAUUGCUGACGCCGGUUUGGACGAGUUGCUCAUUGUCCUCUCUGUUAAACCCCCCUUCUUUAUUUAAUUCACUCCAGUCCAGCGUGUUCCUUUGACGGCGGUUAGUCGUCAAAUGAACGUGCAAUUUAACUUCCAUCCUAGUUCAGAGUAUCUCCUCUUCGCCCUGAAGAGGUCCCCCGCUAGAUAAAUGGUGUUUAAGCCAUUCACCCACCUCGCACGUCAAGCCUUUUCGAAGACUUUUGCCCACGGCUACGCUCAGUCCGUUGUUGCCGCGUCCCAAUCCUCCUACGCGUCUACAAACACCUCCCUCAACCAGUUUACGAAUCUCCCCGCAAAAUACACUCGCACUGCCCAGCUCCAGAGUGCUUUCCAAAACCCCUCUGGCUCCUCGAGUGCGAGCUCCAAGGCUGGCCAUGCAUCUUCAGGAUUUGCUGGUGGCGACUCCGGCCUAGCUGCCUACUACGCAGCUUGGCAACAAGCUCAACAGAAUGGCGAUGAGAAUGAUUGGCAUCAGUUCCAGUUCAGAAAGAGAAUUGGCUGGAAGCCAUCUUCGCAGGAAGCAAAGGAAAAUGAGGAAAGUGCGGAAUCCAACAAGGAUGUCUCCGCGUCCUCCUCGUUGCACACCACCGUUGUUGAUAUCACCAGCCAUGAUAUCAAGGAAACUCGAGACUUCAGAAGAGUUGAGAGUGUCGCGGUCGAUGCUGAUGUAAGCGCGCAGGUUGAUGAGGCUGUUGCGCGAGAAAUACAACAGAUCCAUGAUGCAGAGGCUCUUGCGCAGGUGGAGGAGGAACCGGAUGUUUCGACCGCGGAAUCCGCGAAUAGUGUCGAGUCAGCCGAGGCGGCCUCAUCCAAGCCAACUCCAGAAUCUUCCGUGGAGGAGCCUACUCUUGAGGUUGAUGAAUCCUCCAAUUCCAAGGACAUCGAAGCAUUGAAAAAAACCCAGGCCCAAUCUGGCCGUGUAAUGCAACUAGCAGAUACCAAACAAUAUUCCCUUGUACCCGGUGCUUUCGAGAGUCUGCUCAAGGAUGGCCUCGUUCCGACUGUUGGAGCUUACAAUGCGCUCCUCGAGGCCGCUAUCCACCUUCAUGCGGAUAUCUACCAUGCUGUUCCCAAGGCUCUUGAUAUCUACUCGGAUAUGCUGCGCCGUACCGUUCUGCCAAAUGAACAAACAUACACUAUUCUCGUCCAGCUGUUGGCAUCCCGCGCCCUAAAAACCUUCCAGUCGAUUCAGACUCUAAACGAGCAGCGAGCGCGUUAUGGCGGCAUGGAAGAGGAGGGCAAGUUUAUAUUCCAGUCAAGCGAGGCCGAGCAUGAACUCUUAGUUGAGGAUCAUUCUCUUUCGAUUGCUCUGAAGCUCUUCACUGCUGCAAUCUCACACCAUGCCGAUAUUAUGUUCCCAUUGGAAGCUUACUGCACUCUCAUAACUGCCUGUGCAAAGAGAGGGGAGGUGGAGCAAAUGAUUAAGAUUUUCGCCCAUAUGGAAACCCACAAAAUUGUCCCGCACGCAACCAUCUUCCCUUCCAUGAUUGAUGCAUUUGCCGCAAACGGUGAUUUGAAGAGUGCUGUGGAAUGCUAUAAUGAAUACAAAGCAUUGGCCAUUGCUGACGAUAGUGGUGUAUUUGGAAUUAUCGAGCGGAAGGACGCUGAGGUUUAUGCCGCGCUCAUCAAAGCCUAUCUCUCUUGUGGUAAAGAGGCUGGCGCUCUCCGAUUUUUCGAUAAGAUUAGAUCGUCUUUCGAUGAAGUGAAGGAUCGGGAAGUGAGAAAGUCUAUCGUUGAGGCUAUUGUUGUCAAGGAUGGCUUGAUGCAGCAUGCAAUCAAAACUGGAAACUUUUCGGAGGCCCUUACAACCGCUCGAGAAUAUCUUUCAAAUCCCAACCUUGAAUCAGCACUGGCCAAGAUCUGUAUGGCUGCUGCUGAUUCGGGUAAUCUCGCCGUUGCAUCCGAAGCAUACGAUCUUCUUCCCCUGGAAUCCCCCGUCGCCAUGGGCCCCGCUUCUGCAAUGCUGGCUCUUCAUAUCCGCCAGGGAAGCCUUGCCUCAGCGAAACCAUUCUGGACUGUCCUCUCCUCGACAAACCACGCUACUCGGGACCUUAUCCAUCCGACCGCCAUGUAUACGGUUGCCCUUCUUAAGAGCAGCCAAGUCGAGGAAGGCCUGGUGGAAGCUCGGAAUAUGUUCGCUCGUAUUCGGAAGUCUGUUGACAGCAAGGUUGCCCGGGGUCACCUACGUGAAGAGAUCGAUGAAACUAUCGAUCUCCUCGGGCGCGUCAUGAUCGAGUCUUCCACUGUUCUCUCGGCACACGCCUCCAUGACGCUAAUCUGGGCUAUGAUCGAGAAUGGUGGACUGGUUUCACCAGUAGCAGAGCACGUCAUUGCCAGCCUUGGUCCGUCGGGUAUCUCGCAGCUGAGCAUCCAAGACCUGACACUUGCUCUUCAAGUUCAGGCUUCAAUGCUGGUCAAUGCCUCUGAUCUAUUUGACGCUGCCCACCCAGCACGAUUUGCCCAUAUGCUGGAACUUGCAUUGGCCGCCGGGAUCCCAGUACACACACUCAAAUCCCGUGUGCUUGAGCAAGCUGUCCUUAAGAUCACUGACAGCCGCCCAGAUUUGGUUCAGAGAUGGCGUGGUUAUGUGCAGUCCCCGGUCAUUAACGCUACCUUUGUACCGGCACGAUACACCCCAGUUCCCCAGCUUUCACCAGCGACGAAACCAACGACCCCCGAAGACACUUUCGAUCCAUAUGCCCAUGCUACCGAUUUCCGUGGAUCUGCUGUCAUCGCUGAUAUCCUAGAAAACACGAGUGGUAGGGUGGAGAACCACCUCAAUGAUGCCAUGAUUAAAUUCAAGAAUAUGCGCCGCAUUGGCAGACAUCCUCGGUAUAUCACUUAUACCAAGUUGAUCACCGCAGCUGCAAAGUGUGGGCGCAUGAGUCUCGUGCAGGAGAUCUUGAGUAUGGCUAGGCACGACGUUCCUCUGAUUCCUCAUUACAGGGUCGUCAAAUAUGGCUGGACAUCCAUUCUCGACGCUAUGGUUGCUGCCAGCUUGACGCUUGGCGAACGCGGCCAGGCUGCCAAAUACCACCAGGAGCUUAACAACAUCGGUUCGGCACCGUCUGCCAAUACCUUUGGUCUCUACAUCACCACCCUGAAGGAGUCGACAAAAACCUUCGAUGAAGCGACGGAGGCCGUUAAGAUCUUCCACCGCGCCAUAUCGGAAGGAGUUGACCCCACAUCGUUCCUCUACAAUGCACUGAUCGGAAAGCUUGGCAAAGCUCGUCGGAUUGAUGACUGCCUCCUCUACUUUGCCGAGAUGCGUGCUAAUGGAAUCCGACCUACAAGCGUUACCUACGGCACCAUCGUCAACGCCCUCUGCAGAGUCAGCGAUGAGCGCUUCGCAGAGGAGAUGUUCGAUGAGAUGGAAUCGAUGCCAAACUACAAACCCCGCCCGGCUCCGUACAACUCCAUCAUCCAGUACUUCCUCAACACGAAACGUGACCGCUCCAAGGUGCUGGCAUACUACGAGCGGAUGAAAACCAAAAACAUCCAGCCCACAAUGCACACCUACAAACUCCUAAUCGAUGCCUACGCCUCUCUAGAGCCCGUCGACAUGAAAGCCGCCGAGGAAGUGCUGGACACUAUCCGCUCCAAAGGCCAAAGGCCCGAAGCCGUCCACUUCGCCUCUCUCAUCCACGCGAAGGGCUGUGUCAUGCACGACAUGGACGGUGCGCGCAAGAUCUUCGACUCCGUCAUCUCAAACCGCCACGUCCAGCCGCAGCCAUGCCUCUACCAAGCCCUCUUCGAGGCAAUGGUGGCUAACCACCAAGUGUCCGCAACCGCCGAGCUGCUCAAGCACAUGGUCAGCCGCAACGUCGAGAUGACACCGUACAUCGCCAACACGCUCAUCCACGGCUGGGCGGCUGAUGGAAACAUCGCUAAUGCGCUGUCGGUGUAUAAUGGCAUUGGCAUCAGCAAGCGCGAGCCCAGCACCUAUGAAGCGAUGACCAGGGCCUUUUUGGCUGCGGAAGAUCGUCAGGGUGCGUCGCGUGUUGUGCAGGAGAUGCUGUCGCGCGGAUACCCGUCUGCGGUCACUGGGAAAGUGCUGGAACUUGUCGGUGGUGGCGGCGGCGCCGGCGGUACAGGCAGCUCCCAGGCCGUGACGUCGGCUUAAAACAAACAAAACCAAAAAUCAUGAACGGGCCGGGCUUGUUUCUUUAUAAAUUCUCGCCCACCGUUCUUCCUUCGUGAUUUGUUUUCCUAUGUUCACCUUACCUUAAACUUUUAUUUUAUUUUUUAUUUUUUUUAAUCCUCGGUCCAUUUCAUCACAUAUAUCAAAAGAUUUAAAACACUGGGCUGGACCCGAUUUUUGUCUGGCCUAGAAAAAAUAAUUGCAUCUCUGAUUUUUGUUACUGUUCAUCAACCAGGCAAAAUACCCCUAAAAAUUUUCAAUUUUGUUUUUGAUUUCUUUUCUAAGCUGGCGUUUUGGGAAAUAAAGUGUUCGCAUGUACUCUACCAUAAAUACAUACAAAGCGUGUCUUGGGUGGUGUUUGUUUGUCUAUUUUUGCAUGUUUGUUUUUGUUUUCUAACCAGGCGUAUCAAGUCAGAGAGAUAUCAACAUGUUUGGCCAAGGAGGUUUUUAUUUUAUUUGAAUGCGGGUUGGGGGUGAUUGCAUAUGGGUGAUUGUGAUUGCAUUUGUUUUUUUUUUUUUUUUUUUUUUUUUUUUUUUUGUUUCCCUUUCCAGCAUUUUGCUUUGCUUUUUUUCUCUUUUACAAUGUUCUGGUUUCGAUAGACACAUCUCUACUCUCUACAAGACAAUGGGGACCAGGUGGUACGAACCAUCUGGAUUUCCAGUCUGGUUUGUUUUUUGUUGCUGGUCAGAAAGAGGAGAAAAAGGGGCGGGGGUUUUUCUUCUCCUUUCUCCUCUCUCUGGCUGGACAAAAGACAAACAUGAUGGUCAGGUUGGUUUUCUUUUUCUUUUGGCUUUUCUACUCUUUGAUGAUUGAUUAAAUAUUGAUUUUGGGUAGUACCAUUUCAAUCAUAGCUAGGGUGAAAAGCCAGGAGGGGAGAGAGAAGCUUGACCACCAAAAAAAUCUAAAAGAAGAAAUUAUAAACCUAAAAAAUGGAAAUUAUUAUCAAGAGAGAAAUAUCUGCUGUCUUUGUAGUGCCCUACAACAUGUAUAUUUCGUAGCUAACUUUGUACUCUGUAGCGCCCCAGCUCCUUUUAUCCGCUGGGAGGUUUGGGAAAGGUCACGUUGCUACCAAAACUUUCUGUCCUAUCCUCAACUUCUCAACUCCUCCUCUCGUUCCCCUUUUCCUCUUCCUCCAUUCCCUUAAACUGCCAACCAUAGACAUUGCCCUGUUAUACCCGUUGCUCAUUUGAAAUCACCAUAUAGACUUUCUCUUUUCACAAUCCAUACAACCACCAAUGUUUUAGUUAGAUGCGCCUAACCUCCCCUUACUUAGUCUACCCCUCCAACAUCGAUCUGGAACGGUUUCAACCGCCUCAGAACCAUGACGCUGGACAAAGCAGCUGGAGGAAGUGAAGGCAGUGGGGGUGGUGCCAUGGGGACAUCCCCAGCCCACGUUCAUAGAACACCGAAGAAAUUAAUUUUUGCACCAGGAGACAUCGCAGCACCCUAUCCCCCCCCCUCCACUCAACACCACCAACAACAACGCCUCACAACCACCAGCCCAAGGCCCCAGCACCCCACCAUGGCAACCCCGAACCCCGCCCACCUCCAACCCACACUCACCGACACAACAACCCCAGAAAACCCCCUCCCGUCCCG
Molecule: messenger RNA, 6179 nt
Organism: Blastomyces gilchristii SLH14081
Lineage: Eukaryota; Fungi; Ascomycota; Eurotiomycetes; Onygenales; Ajellomycetaceae
Product: pentatricopeptide repeat protein
Exons: 3
Coding region: 587-4561 (1324 amino acids)
Molecular function (GO): protein binding
Source: RefSeq, a predicted model, not a curated record